This is a messenger RNA of Opisthocomus hoazin, 828 nucleotides long. RefSeq names its product P2Y purinoceptor 4-like. Gene Ontology annotation, biological process: G protein-coupled receptor signaling pathway. Gene Ontology annotation, molecular function: G protein-coupled receptor activity. Lineage: Eukaryota; Metazoa; Chordata; Aves; Opisthocomiformes; Opisthocomidae. The record is from RefSeq and is a predicted model, not a curated record. Gene Ontology annotation, cellular component: plasma membrane.
AUGAGCUUCUGGGUGUUCUACUUCCGCAUCAAGCAGUGGGAUUCGGGCAUGAUCCUGCAGUUCAGCCUGGUCCUGGGAGAUAUUCUGAUCAUCCCCGUUGCUCCACUCAGGAUUUCCUACCUCAGCCUUGGCAACCAGUGGCCAUUUGGGCAGUUUCUCUGCCAGUUCGAAGUCUUCCUGCACAGCUCCCACAUGUACAGUAGCAUCUAUUUCCUGACGCUCAUCUGCAUUCACCGGUACUUUGUCAUUGUACGGUACAAGAGCAAGUCCCUCUGGAAGAAGAGGAGCUUCUUGAAAAAGCUGUCCUUGUUUGUCUGGCUCGUUCUCCUUGUCCAAGGACUGCCUUUCUUCUUCCUCCUCAAGACUUCAGUUAUUAAUGGCUCAGCAAAAUGCCUAAAUAUUCAUCAGUCAGAGCUGUCCUCUGUUUACUACUUCUACAACAUGGCUUUGGUCGUGCUCUCUUUCCUCCUGCCCUUUGCCAUUUCCUUGACUUACGGAGCUCUGUUGGGAGCUGCCAUUGCUAAAGCAGCAAAGAAAAGCUCCAGUGGCAAGAAGAUGAAGAGCAGGUCUCUGCAGAUGAUAACGGUGUCUCUGGUGAUUUUUGCUGUCUGCUUUGGCCCCCUGCACAUCUGCAGGACCAUUGGCGUCAUUGUGAAGUACUACGACAUAUCUUGCAAGCUCUUGCAGCAAGUAGAAGUUGCCUACUACGUCAGCUGGGUGUUAACCAUGGCGAAUGCCUGUCUGGAUCCCCUGAUUUAUGUCUUUGCUAAUGACAAGUUUAAAAAGAGCUUUGCUGACUCCUUUCGCAAACGCUGGGGUACCAAGUGA